Nicotiana tabacum (common tobacco) is the source of this 791-nucleotide messenger RNA. NCBI's taxonomy places the organism in Eukaryota, Viridiplantae, Streptophyta, Magnoliopsida, Solanales, Solanaceae. The record is from RefSeq and is a predicted model, not a curated record.
GGGGGGGCAUGGUUGGCCUGGUUCAAGAGAAUCAGAAUUUUGAUUUCAUAAGCAACCCACCUUGAAAGUGCUUGUAACCUUAUAAAGCAGCACCUCAGCUAUCAGAGAAAGUUUGUGAUACAAGCAAACGAUAAAGUAUGAAACAGAAUAGCUUCAUUUGGCAGCCUUCUGUUUCUUCGUAGCCAUUCCAUUUAUGAUUCACUCCCGCUCUACUCUCUUGUUGCUGAAUUAAUCUCCCUUUAUAAAUUCCGUUCUCUACGUACCAUUUCUUUUGCACUGUACAGAAGCAAAGAAUUCAUAUAGACAGAGAAAGAGAGUGUUGCUGUAUAGGUUGGUAACAUUUAUACAGAGGAAGGAGAGGGAAGAUGUCGGAUUGGGGUCCGGUGUUUGUAGCGGUGGUGCUGUUCGUGCUGUUAACACCAGGUUUGCUAAUUCAGGCACCUGGUCGCAACCGAUUCGUUGAGUUCAGCAACUUUCAAACAAGUGGUGUGUCCAUACUGGUUCACUCUGUUGUCUACUUCGCCCUCAUGUGUAUCUUCCUAUUAGCCAUUGGAGUCCACUUAUAUAUGGGUUCCUAGUAAGCCAUUUCCUUUUAUGCUUUUCUGGUUGUGUCAUGGGUGGUUGUCAUUUGUCUUGUGUCGUUACGUUGGUUUUGGCUUGUGCUUCCAUAACAACUUAUGAUGUGAUCUGAUGUAUAAUCUAUUUUGAGAGCUCUUGUUUUUACGUAAUUGCUCUCUUUUUACUCGUGUGAGAUGUAUGAUCUGAUGAGAAUUAAGACAUAAUAAUAUUCA